UUCAGCUAGUGCCUCGUGCACGGAGAGAGGUCAGCGAAGCGCUCUUGCAAGAGGUCGUCGUCAGACAUUGAUGGAGCUCUCUCCCCUGCUUCUCCUCCUCCCUCUCCUCCUCGUUGGCUUCUUCUGCCUCAGCAAGGCCCGCGCCGCCGGCCGGAACGCGCGGCGCCUGCCUCCAGCGCCUCGGGGCCUGCCUCUGAUCGGCAACCUGCACCAGGUGGGCGCGCUCCCGCACCGCGCCCUCCGCGCGCUCGCCGCGGCGCACGGCGCGCCCGACCUCUUGCGCCUCCGCCUCGGCCAGGUCCCCGCGCUGGUCGCCUCCUCCCCGGCCGCCGCGGCGGCGCUCAUGCGCGAGCAUGACGGCGCCUUCGCCACGCGCCCGUACUUCCGCACCGCCGAGAUCCUCACCUACGGCUUCCAGGACCUGGUCUUCGCGCCCCACGGCGAGCACUGGCGCCAUGUCCGCCGGCUCUGCUCCGCGCACGUCCUCAGCGCCGCUCGGUCCCACGGAUUCGGCGGCAUGCGGGAGCGGGAGGUCGCCGCGCUGGUGCGGACCAUCAGGGAGCGCGCCGCCUCCUCGCCCGGCGGCGUGGUCGACGUGAGCAAGGCGCUGUACGGCUUCGCCAACGGCGUGAUCUGCCGGGCGGUGUCCGGGACCGGGAGGCUGUCCCGGGAGGAGGAGGGGCGGAGGAGCGAGCUGUUCCGGGAGCUGAUCGAGGAGAACACGGCGCUGCUGGGAGGGUUCUGCGUGGGGGACUACUUCCCGUCGCUGGUGUGGGCGGACGCCCUGUCCGGCGCCGGCGCGAGGGCGCGGAGGAACUUCAAGCGGUGGGACGAGCUGCUGGAGAAGGUGGUCCAGGAGCACGAGGCGCGGCACAACGGCGGCGGCGACGAGGAGGAGGACUUCGUGGACGUGCUGCUCGCGCUGCAGGCGGAGAAGCAGGACGACGGGUUCGAGCUGACCAGGGACGCCAUCAAGUCGCUCCUGGAGGACAUGUUCGCGGCCGGGACGGAGACGUCCUUCAUCGCGCUGGAGUGGGCCAUGUCGGAGCUGGUCAGGAACCCCGCGGCCAUGCAGGAGCUCCAGCGCGAGGUCCGCCGCGCCGGGCCCGCCGACGCGACGCCGUACCUGCGCGCCGUGGUCAAGGAGACGCUCCGCCUCCACCCGCCGGUGCCGCUGCUCCUCCCGCGCGAGUGCAUGCGCGACGCGGCCGUGCUGGGGUUCCACGUCGCGCGGGGCACGCGCGUGUUCGUCAACGCCUGGGCCGUCGGCCGCGACCCGGCGUCGUGGGGCGCCGCGGCCGACGAGUUCCGGCCCGAGAGGUUCCUGGCGGAGGACCGCGAGGUGGACUUCCGGGGCGCGCACUUCCAGCUCAUCCCGUUCGGGGCCGGCCGGCGGGCCUGCCCCGGGAUCCAGUUCGGGCUGGCCACCGUGGAGCUUGCGCUGGCCAACCUGGCGCGCCUGUUUGACUGGGAGGUGCCCGGCGGCGCGGCGCCGGGGGAGCUCGACAUGUCGGACGCGCCCGGGCUGACCACGCCCAGGCGGGUGCCGCUCCGGCUCGUCGCCAAGCCGGUCCGUUGGGAGGAGCAGCAGGCGUAGUCAGUUGUUGUGCCGUGUCCGUGUGUAUCCAUGGGAUGUGAUCUCUGCUGCAAGCAUCAGCCGUCGGCGCUGCCUGUGCUCCGCGUCGAUAGGGUCCGCAGCGCGUGUGGCUACUUUUCUGCUGUGUGUCACGGCCAUCCACAGCAGAUCUUGCUGCCGAGCACUGUAAGACCCUUUUUGUUCCUAAAAGUCCCUGGACUAGUUUUAGUCCUUCUCUAAAAUAAAAAGUCCCUCCCUGUUUGUUUUGAGGGACUUAAGGGACUAGAGAUCAUUAUUUGCAGUGGUGAAAGGACCCAAA
Panicum virgatum (switchgrass) is the source of this 1895-nucleotide messenger RNA. RefSeq names its product cytochrome P450 71A1-like. Lineage: Eukaryota; Viridiplantae; Streptophyta; Magnoliopsida; Poales; Poaceae. The coding region runs from base 71 to 1597 and encodes 508 amino acids. The transcript has a single exon. Gene Ontology annotation, molecular function: heme binding; iron ion binding; oxidoreductase activity, acting on paired donors, with incorporation or reduction of molecular oxygen. The record is from RefSeq and is a predicted model, not a curated record.